This is a messenger RNA of Rhodamnia argentea, 501 nucleotides long. RefSeq lists its product as uncharacterized. The coding region runs from base 1 to 501 and encodes 166 amino acids. The transcript has a single exon. The record is from RefSeq and is a predicted model, not a curated record. Lineage: Eukaryota; Viridiplantae; Streptophyta; Magnoliopsida; Myrtales; Myrtaceae.
AUGCCAAAUCUCACGUCCUGGGGCCUUAAGCUUUUACGCCUAUCGUCACAAAUCUCUACCAAUUUUCACGCAGGUUUCAAGAAGGAGCAACUCCGGGUCCAAACCAGCAGCGCCGGGGACCUGACUGUCACCGGCGAAUGCCCUCUCAACGACCAGAGAUGGAGCCGAUUCCGCAAACAAUUCAAGCUCCCGAAGGAGUACAAGCUCGACGAAACCCGUGCCAAGCUGGCCGGCGGCGUCCUCCACGUCAUAGUGCCCAAGAAGACGCCUCCCCAGGCCGCCGACGUCACACGCGAAAACCCACAAACAGGCGGUGGGCUAGGACGAAGCGGCAGCGGGACGACGCCGGGCGGGAUGAACGACGGCAUGUUGUGGCUCCGGACAUCGUCUUGGGGAUUGGGCAUCGAUAAGAAGAGGGCUCUGAUGGCUCUGGCGGUGGUGGCUGCGCUGGUUGGGGUUGGAGUUGGCGGGUUCUUGAUUUGGAGAUAUCUGAUUAUAUGA